Molecule: messenger RNA, 237 nt
Organism: Plasmopara halstedii
Lineage: Eukaryota; Oomycota; Peronosporomycetes; Peronosporales; Peronosporaceae
Exons: 2
Coding region: 1-237 (78 amino acids)
Source: RefSeq, a predicted model, not a curated record
AUGGAACCGAAUCUCAUUGCGAUGCAUCCAAAUGUAGCGGGUUACAAUGGCUCGCACAAUGUUCAACACCACAACGAGAGUUUUGGCCUCUUGGGUAGGCUGGAGUCUAAAGAAAAGUCGGGUCCAAGGGCUUCCGAGAUUCCUAAUCGCUGUAAUGGCAACGCAGGAGGCUUGGGAGAUUUAAGCACGUUCCGAAUUUUAGCAACUGUGAGGUCUUUGUGGGGUGCUCUCCAAUAA